GCUGUAUGUUAUCAUCGUGUUGUGACCCCUUCGGAUCGACAGGAAGCAGAGCCAUCGUAGUGUCUAUACGAUAUGGCAUUGAUACUUACAUUCACUUUGCAUAUGUAGUUUUCUGGACCUGUUGUAACACGGACUAGUUUUUCUUCUCUCUCUAGGUAGACAGCUUAUUUUUAGUGGUGCGCUUUUGCUGCAUUAUUUGGCUAUGGGAUCUUCAGGUUAGUAGUUUCAGCUUUGUUCUAGAAGUUUCUUGCGCGACGAAGUGAGUGCCACUUUCAUUCUUCUUUACUCAUCGAGCCUUUUUCGUCUGCGAUUUAUGUUUUUGUUGGCGAUUUUCAUUUUGCUUUUUCCAGUAUGACAAUGAGUGCGGGUUUUGGGGACAUCGCCACCCCAUAUCCUGUGAAGGAGUGGGGUGUGGUAUGGGACGAACCCGGCUGGCAGCAGCACGAUUUGACCGGUCUGCAAGAGCGAUUUCCGGCAUUGUAUCCGUUCCGACUGGAGAAUGAAUUCCACGAAUAUUGGUCCCUGCACUUGCGGCAGAUGUACUGGGUCCCGUGGGCCUUGAGCGCGAUGUAAUUCAUCUUUUCAUGAUGGGCAAUAAAUAGUUUGCUAAUUGUGAAAUUUUUUCGCUCGGAACAAACGAAUGUCGGAAAGAAAUGGUUUUUUCGAAAGCACUUCCAUCAACUAGUACGCACAUUUUUCAUGAAAAAAAAACAGAUACGUCCUCCUCGUUCUCUACGUCGGCCCGUAUCUGAUGCGGAACCGGGCCCCGUGGCAGGUGGGCACGUCUCUCCGAUAUUGGAAUCUUUUCCUGGCCGUGUUCUCUUUCCUCGGCAUGUGCCGGACGGUGCCGCACCUCCUCGCGUUACUCUGGCAGGUGGGAUGGCGGAGGUUAAACUGUGAUCCGGCGAGCGUGUUGUAUGGCUACGGAGCGUCCGGGUUCUGGACCAUGCUCUUUGUCCACAGCAAAUACGUGGAAUUUGUCGACACUUUCUUCCUCAUCGUGCGAAAGAAGCCCGUCAGCUUGCUUCACUGGUAAAAAUGUUUGGUGACAAAAUAGUACUGCUCGAAGUGAUCAAUCCUUUGUUCUCGGGUGGACAAUUCCAUAGCGGAGGUCUACGUCUUUCAAGAUGAUUCCAGUCGCGUUUGCUAUAAAACAUUUCCAUAUUACGCUCGACGAUACAUCAUCAUCAUCAUUAUCAUGCCGCAUCAGGUACCACCAUGCUUCCGUGCUCCUAUACUCCUGGCAUGCUUCUAUGCACGAGACGCCGAGCGGCAUCGUGUUUGUGGCAAUGAACUACACGGUACACGCGCUCAUGUACUACUACUACUUUCUGACCGCGAGUAAGAUUUUCCCUAAGUGGGCUCACGUCGUGACGAAGUGCCAGAUUCUGCAGAUGAUCUUCGGCAUUGGCACCACGUGCUCUGCUUUGGCUUUCUAUUUGGGCGCGCGAGCAGGAUCAGGUGGGAAGGCUGAGUAUAUCGUGAUGGGCGAGGAAAAAAAUGCAGAUAUAGGGAGCAAGAACAACUACCGCUGCAGCACACCGCCAGAAAACCUGCUUUUCGCGGGCGGAAUCUACCUGUCCUACUUCUUACUGUUUGCGCAGUUCUAUUUACAGAAAUACAAGAAAGCGAGGACGGCGGAAAAGGAACAGGCAGGCAAGAAGCAAGAAGCGGCUGAGACAGAAAUGAUCCCAAACGUUAGGGUGGUGAAUAGAGCCAGUACUGUGCUGUAUAGCAGUACUCAACAGGGGGGGGCAUCGGAAAUGAAAACUCCGAUCCUGCAGCAGCGUAUUCCAAAUAAAUACAGUGACGCAUCGAGCGUGAGCACCUGUGCGUCAGGACUUGGUUCAGGUAGCGAAACAGAAAAAAGUCCGGUUUUGGUAAGGUCGCAGGUAUCAGUAGGCAGCAGUGAAGAUUACACUGGGGACCUUAAUAAGGCUAAGCAACAGUGAGGUUGUUGUCGCGGGUGCAGGUCGUCGCCUUAUGCAUGUCACUUCGGGGACCGCACGUUGAACCUGAGAAACAAGACCCGAAGACGCAGAGCGUAUUGCGGGGAAGGUUUUUUCCGAUGCCAUCGCCUUUUGAGCUUUAGAGGAAAAGAAAAACGAUCAAAUUUUGAGACACAGCAUUCUGCGUAUGCUUGUCGCAAUUUUGAUGGCGGUAUUGGUUGCGCUUUUACCACCACCACACUUAAUAGUACUAAAUGCACCGAGAUGUAGUUGUACUUGCGAUAAUUGCAAUGACACGCUUUACCUUGCAGGAUGAGUUAAUCCCAAGCUGGACAUCGGCUUUGGCAAAAGAAAUACGUCGGGGGGAGGGCCUUUCCUCGAGAAUGCGGAGGUUUUUGUUCCUGGCCGACGUGAUGAAAAAGACACUGACAAAAGACGUGUACCAUGGACUUAAAAUAAACCUUUG
Messenger RNA from Amoebophrya sp. A120, 2415 nucleotides. The record is from the annotation of a GenBank genome assembly. Lineage: Eukaryota; Dinophyceae; Syndiniales; Amoebophryaceae.